Messenger RNA from Trichobilharzia regenti, 717 nucleotides. The record is from the annotation of a GenBank genome assembly. NCBI's taxonomy places the organism in Eukaryota, Metazoa, Platyhelminthes, Trematoda, Strigeidida, Schistosomatidae.
GAAAAGGCGCUACACUCAAAAUGGAAGGCAGUGACGCUUGUAAUUCCGAAUUGUUGCGUGUUUGGGAGAAACGGAAAAACUGCAGAGAUAAAAUAGUUGAUUUGCACAAAAAGUAUUUCGCAGAUACUCUUAAUACACUUACCCAAUUGGAGACUCCGACACCCAAGGAGUCUGAAAUUAUGAUAGAGAAGUCUGAAAUUCGAAUACCUGUGAAUAUUCCCGCACUUUCAGACAUUUUCAAUGAUAUGGAUAAGAUGGAAAAGUACCUUGUAGAUCAGAUCAGAGCUUUGAGUGCGAUUAAAUCCUCUGAAAUUAUCACUAACGAUGACCUUCUUGGUUUCGUACCAAUUGACCGAUGAUUAUAUUGGACUCUGCUCAUCUCGCGGUUAUGGAUGAGGUCGCCGUAUGAUUGAGAUAAUCUCAACAUUUGCAGAUGGAUGUGUGAGGUCAACGCGCUACACCUGCUUUUCGAGCAUAAUUUUUGCGUAAAGGAACUAUCGCCAAGGAAGCUCUUGCCAUAGACUUAUGCUGUCUAUGUAGAAAAAAUGUCAAUUUACCUGCAUAUAUAUACAACAUUUUGAAUUGUUUUCUCUGGUUUAUUACUCAUGUUAACCUCCAUGUUCAGCAUUGCGCUGGUCUGUGGUUCUUAACUGGUGUCUGAAUUGUUAUGUAUGAGGCAUUUUUACUUUUCAAAUAGAGAAUAAUACCUUUAAAAGC